AUGGGAAACAACGCUGUCCAGAGAGACAGCCGGCGACCUACGAGGGCCGUUGAAAUUCAACGUGCCGAUUUGCCUGCAUUUGUUGCGGAUAGUGAUCUCAGUAAUUCAGAGUUGCAAGAUGUUCCCACCGCUUACAACGAUCAAAAUAAUGAUGGUUCAAGGAUUGAUCCAGAAUAUGUUGAUUUUGGCUUAAGAAAUAGCCAAUGUCAAUACUACAGUGCUCUGUUUUGGUCUACAGAACAGUCCGCAAAGAAUGUUCCAUCUACUUCUGCCCCGCAGUUCACCGCGUGUUGCAUGAGUCAAAAAAAUGAGGUGAGUAAUUGUAUUGGUUGUUUUGGUGGAUCAGAAGCGGUUGAAAAACUCGACCAUCAUGUUGUUGAUGGCCUCAUUAAAAUGCUAGACGAGUGUAAUGAGGUCAUUAAGCUUUUUAGGCUCGCCAAAGAUAUGAUUGAUGAAGGGUCCACAAGUCAUUUGCGUUUGCGUUUAUAUGGUGCGCAAGGCAAUCAUGAUGCACAAUAUAAUUUGCCUGUGUCUGACGAGAUAGGUGGCUUGAUAGUUGGGGAUAUUGGCGAAUUCCACACUGAAAGAGAUAUCAUUGUGAAGCAUAGGACGAAUGGCCUACAAAGAAUCACAAAGUUACAUCCUAAGUACAUGGCACUACAAUAUCCUCUUCUUUUCCCCUACGGUGAAGAUGGGUAUAAGAAAGGCCUUCCUUGGAGUCCAAAUUAUAAAGGGAAAAAACCAAAGACUGGGGGAGUUUCAAUGAGAGCGUUUAUGGCUUAUCAAAUUCAGAAUAGACCAGGACACAAUGAUACCCUGUUGAAAGGUGGCAUAUUAUUUCAGCAAUAUUUAGUUGAUGUAUAUGCCACGCUUGAAGAAGACAGGUUAGAUUUCAUCAAGGCAAAUCAAGAUUCUUUAAGAACAGAAAGUCUUAACGGAAUUCAUGAAGCGCUGAAAGCAAGAAAUAUAAGCAGUUCUGCUGUUGGCAAGAGAGUCAUUUUGCCAACUUCGUUUACUGGCAGCGUUAGAUAUAUGAUAAAUAAUUAUCAGGAUGCAAUGGCCAUAUGCCGUCACUUUGGAAAUCGUGAUUUAUUUAUCACUUUCACCUGCAAUGCUAAAUGGCCUGAAAUUAUUGAAGAUAUGCGUGAUAAACCUGGUUGUAGAGCUGAAGACAGGCAUGAUAUAGUCUCCAAAAUUUUUAAAGCAAAGCUUAAUCAUAUGAUUAAAUUCAUCAAAUCAGGGAAACCUUUUGGCGAUGUUGAAUCUGUGAUUUACACGGUGGAGUUCCAAAAACGGGGUCUUCCUCAUUGUCAUAUCUUGCUCUGGGUGAACAAAUAUUAUAAAUGUCACUCUCCCUACGAUGUUGAUUCUAUUAUUUCGGCUGAACUUCCUGAUAAAGAUUCUGACCAAGUUGGGUAUGAUGCAGUUUCGCAGUACAUGAUCCAUGGGCCAUGUGGUCCUGCAAAUCGAUUUUCACCAUGCAUGAAAGAAAACAAAUGUUCAAAAAAAUUUCCAAAACCUUUCACAAGUGAAACCACUUUUUCGGAUGAUGGUUUCGUUGCUUAUAAGCGUCGAGAUAUAGAAAAUCUGUUUGUUCUGAAAAAUGGAAUCAAGCUUGAUAAUGCAUUUGUUUUCCCUUACAAUCGUGAGCUAUUAUUGAAUUAUCAAGCGCAUAUAAAUGUUGAAUCAUGCUCUCAAUCAACACUCAUCAAAUAUCUUUUUAAGUACAUAACUAAAGGCGUUGAUCGGGCUAGAGCUGUUUUUGAGGAUAAAGAGUUUGAUGAGGUUGUGGCUUAUUUAAAUUGUAGAUAUUUAUGCCCUUACGAAGCUGUUUGGAGAUUGUUACAGUUUCACAUUCAUUUUAGGGAACCAUCGGUUGAAAGAUUGUCUGUUCACCUUCCAUUUGACCAAAAUGUUGUUUUUAGAGAGAUCGAUGAUCUCAACUAUGUUAUCAACAACCCUAAUCUCGAAAGAACAAUGUUAACAAAAUGGUUUGAAACCAAUGUCCAAGACUCUGAUGCACGUAAGUUAUCUUACGUUGAAUUUCCUACUAAGUACGUUUGGAAAAAUGAUAGGAAACAAUGGAGCCGUAGAGAACAAGGUAGAUCUUUGGGUAGGGUUGUGUAUGUUCACCCUGCUGCUGGUGAAUUAUACUAUUUGAGGUUGUUGCUUAACUACCAGAAAGGCAGCUUUAGUUUUGACCAUUUAAAGAUUGUCAAAGAUGUUCUUGAACCCACAUUCCAAGCUGCAUGUACAUCCCUUGGUUUAUUGGGAGAUGAUAGGGAAUGGAAUAGUGCUAUGUUAGAAGCAGUUAUCACUGCGUCAUCUUUUCAAUUAAGGCAGUUGUUUGUCACAUUGGUGCUCUUUUGCAAUGUUGCUGAUCCAUUAACUUUGUUUGAAGCGCAUUGGAAGUCCAUGUGCGAUGACAUUUCCAGAAACAUGCUUAACGUUUUUGGCCCGCAAGAUGUUUCUAAAUACCAGGAUGAACUUAGAAAUUCUCUUUUGUAUGAGUUAGAAAAGUUGUUCACAGCUUCGAAUACUUCUUUAUCAAAAUAUCACCUGCCACAACCGAACAAUCUAAUGAUGGAUAGACUGAAGAAUAGGAGUUUGAGAGAAGAGUUAAAUUACAAUGCUAACUCACUAAAACAAGAGCACUCACUUCUGAUCAGCCAAUUAAACAAGGAGCAAAAAUUAGUUUAUGACAGCGUCAUAGACACGAUUGACAACAACAGAUCUGGCCUAUUUUUUGUGCAUGGUCAUGGUGGGACAUGCAAGACUUUUUUGUGGACCACCAUCAUAGCUAGAAUUAGAUCCCAAAAUCAAAUUGUUUUAGCGGUGGCUUCAUCUGGAAUUGCCUCCCUCUUGCUUCCUGGUGGAAGAACAGCUCACUCUAGAUUUAAAAUUCCUAUUAACCUCACAGAUUGUUCUGUUUGUGAGAUUAAAAAAGGGACUCAUCUUGCAAAACUAAUCACUGAAGCUGCUCUUAUUGUCUGGGAUGAAGCCCCCAUGAAUCAUAAACGAUGUUUUGAAACUCUUGAUAGAUCUCUUAGUGAUGUUAUUAAAGGGUCAAAACCAGGCUUUGGCCAUUUGCCAUUUGGAGGUAAACCAAUUCUUUUUGGAGGUGAUUUCAAGCAAAUUCUUCCUGUUGUUCCAAGCGGAAGUGUUGCUGACAUUGUUCAAGCUUCAUUGACGAGUUCAUACAUUUGGUCCUAUUUAACUAUAUUUUUCCUAAAGCAAAACAUGAGGCUUUCGAAAACAGGUCUAAACGAAGUGGAAAAAAAAGAACUUGCUGAUUUUGCAAAGUGGAUAUUAGAUAUUGGAAACGGUACUGUUGCCAGAUCUAUAUCUUCAGCUGAUGAAGAAAGCUCCUGGGUCGAAAUUCAAAAACAAUUCCUUAUCCAUUUUGAUGAAGAUCCCAUCAAAUCCAUGGUUUCAGCUGUGGUCACCUCAGCAAAAGGUCUCAAAAUUGUUAUUGCUCACAAUGCUGACGUGCCUUACGGUUAUACAAAAAACAUCGUUUACAAAGAUAUUGAUGGAGCUGAUGCCGAUUUGUCUUCUGAAGCCCUACCAACCAGGGAGCAAACUCCAGAUCCGAGUUUGCAGGAUGUGGGUCACAAAAAGCAUCGGACAUGA
Messenger RNA from Malus domestica (apple), 3633 nucleotides. The record is from RefSeq and is a predicted model, not a curated record. Lineage: Eukaryota; Viridiplantae; Streptophyta; Magnoliopsida; Rosales; Rosaceae.